This is a messenger RNA of Gongylonema pulchrum, 207 nucleotides long. The record is from the annotation of a GenBank genome assembly. NCBI's taxonomy places the organism in Eukaryota, Metazoa, Nematoda, Chromadorea, Rhabditida, Gongylonematidae.
AUGAAUAAAAUUCUUGAUUUUUCAGAAUUCAAUCAGCCACCAGCACCUGACCUUGGUGGAAAUGAUGUACUGCCAGAAGUGCUUUUCACGACCACUGCCGAAAAAAUGAAAAAAGAUCUGUACAAUGGUAAGGAUAUACCUCCGGACACUCUGAUCGAUCCAGAUGGCCGCAUUGCUGCUUACUCCAAACGCCGCAAACAAAAGUAA